This is a messenger RNA of Ectocarpus sp. CCAP 1310/34, 2672 nucleotides long. NCBI's taxonomy places the organism in Eukaryota, Phaeophyceae, Ectocarpales, Ectocarpaceae. The record is from the annotation of a GenBank genome assembly.
GAAGAGUCCGGUUAAGCGCGACAUGGCUGGCGUGAUUGCGGAGGCAUGGAGAGGGAGCUUCACGUCUGCAAAUGACAUGGCGGCGUUCAAAGGGGCGGGCUUGUGGCCGGUGAACAUGAAGAAGGCCAUCAACCGACUACACAGCAAGCGGAAGCAACGGGCGAAUGACCGCCCUAUCCCUGAAGACCUCACCGUCGUUGCCUCCAAGAAGCAGCUCGAAGAAGAUCUCGGCCACGCUGCCCUACUGGAGCUGAAACGACAGGGAGUGAUGAUCGAGGGGCUCCGCGUGGAAACCGUGUUCCUCGGCGGGCUCACCCACUUCACCAAGCGCUCCAAGUCUUUCGCGACCGUUCGGGCGGGCGGGGAAAAACCCGAGAGCGGUCUCCUGUCCUCCGAAGAACACCUUGCUAAGGCCAGGAAGGACAAAAAAGAGAAGGAGGCAGCUGAGAACGUGAAGGCGGACAACGCCAAGGCCCGUACAGAGGCAAGGGCAGCGAGGGAGGCCAAUCUUGGGCAUGGGGGCCGGUGCUCGCGUUCAAGGAGGAGCGGGACGGCCGAGAGAGGCGGUGGUUCCCUUGCUUCAGCCGCCGCCGCCGUCGGCCCCUUUUCCUCUCGAGGACGGCACCCGACACCAAUCGUUGAUUUGUAGACUAGAUGCUGUACANACGGCAACGAACCCCGACACCAAUCGUUGAUAUGUAGACUAGAUGCUUUACGGUUACCUUUUUUUUUAUUCGAGUGAAGGAUGAAUUAUUCGAGUGAGACAUACAGAAAACGUCAGUUGAGUGUCGAGGUGCCGAUAUGCAUUCCAGGGUUGUGCUUCAACAGCUUUUUCUUAUACCACGGGGGGGGGGAAGGAUGGGGGGUGUAGAGGUGUUUUCCGGAACCCCGGGGACGUUGAAAUGCUGUCCCCGGGCCUGAAGGGCUUUUGAUUUUUUUUGCUGCUUCGCGACUUGAGCUGAUCGUCUUCAAAGGACCUUUCGAUGGGGCGUUCGAGUGGUGGGAAACAGGUGCGGCUUUCUACGAGAAGUCCCACCGCAGUGCCAAGCUACUUUUUGCCUGGCCCAGUUUAGGUGCUUGAAUGUAUGUAGUCUAUGUAAAGAGGUCAAAUGAGCUCCAGACGACAUAGUUUUUUCUUCCAGUCAUAUUGAUGUGCCUAGGAGAAGCUUGGGGUGGUUUCUAGGGCUAUGCAGAGAUGCUUGGGGUGCACUCCAGCACCGGGGUCGGGAGGGGGGGGGGUGUACUCANGGGGGGGGGGGGGGGGGGGGGGGGGGGGGGGGGGGGGGGGGGGGGGGGGGGGGGGGGGGGGGGGGGGGGGGGGGGGGGGGGGGGGGGGGGGGGGGGGCGAUACCUUGAUUUUGCCGCGAAACCGGAGAUGUGGCAAUUUUGUCCCCGGGUGUGCAUGGAUUUUUUUUUUUGCAACAACGUUCCCUGUCAUAGAAAACACCUAUCCACAAAAGGGCACGAUGUGGGAGUGUAAGGUGAAUGUGAAACAAGGGAAAUGGCCUUGGGGUCCCCGCGGAGAAUUCUUACCGCAGCGACCAGGCAAGGUAUGGNGGGGGGGGGGGGGGGGGGGGGGCGAUACCUUGAUUUUGCCGCGAAACCGGAGAUGUGGCAAUUUUGUCCCCGGGUGUGCAUGGAUUUUUUUUUUUGCAACAACGUUCCCUGUCAUAGAAAACACCUAUCCACAAAAGGGCACGAUGUGGGAGUGUAAGGUGAAUGUGAAACAAGGGAAAUGGCCUUGGGGUCCCCGCGGAGAAUUCUUACCGCAGCGACCAGGCAAGGUAUGGCUGUUUGAACGGGCAUUACAUCACCUACGCAACGUUUUUCGUCCUAAUUUUUUUUCAGGGAGUCGAUAUAUGAGCAGAAUGGACCAACUAUGCAUUAAUCUCUUAGUUCUGGCUCUUUUCAUGUGCGCAGCACCGCCGUACGGUCAAAAACGGUGUAAAAUCCGUCCCCGAUUUCAGUCGGGAAACCCGGGGAUGUGAGUAUUUUGUCCCCGGGCGUGGAUCAGUUCCAUUUUUUUUUUCUCAAAUGGAUACGUGUUGCAACAAAAAAUCAGAUCAUGAAAAUGUAGCGUUCUGAAGGAAAGCGUUGUUUGUGGAAGGCGGUUUCAAUUCGUGGGAAAAGGAGGGGAUAGGGGAUGUGACCUGCCUCACCGUCCCCGAGUAAGCGUUCAGUUCAGUUUGCCCGUAAGACAGCCAAGCGAAAGGGAAUAGCUCGGAGGACAGGUGGCCUCGCGAGCAGCGCCCCAUAGGUUGCAGAGCCAGCUAGCAAAAACCGAGAGGCUGGACACACCAGAGUUGAGAGAGAACACGUAGGGUCUUGAUCGAUUUUUCCACCCGCCCACCCUAUCGCUCAAGAGAGGGAGGGAAUCAGGUUGCACAAAGUUGAUUGGGGCCAACGUAAAGGUAUUUUAGUUGAUUUUUCUUGUUUUUUGUUUUUUGUUUUUUCUCCCUCUUCCAGUACUACUUCACAAGAGUAGUCGAGAGGGUCAGGUAGUCCCACGGGGGUGGAGGCUACCUUCGUACCGGGUUGGCUGAGUCUUUUAUUUGGGGAAUAUUAUAGAGACAGGGAAGGCUGGACCCUCGUGGGUUCGGGUCGUGUUCUAUGCGUCCUCAGAUUGUAUGAUUCAGUCCUGUUGAAGAGUAGAAAAAUAAUGCCAGAAUUCU